Molecule: messenger RNA, 1196 nt
Organism: Myotis brandtii (Brandt's bat)
Lineage: Eukaryota; Metazoa; Chordata; Mammalia; Chiroptera; Vespertilionidae
Product: ficolin-2
Exons: 8
Coding region: 60-1196 (378 amino acids)
Source: RefSeq, a predicted model, not a curated record
GCGGAGGCGGGGCUCACGCAGCAAUAAAAGGUGCCAGCGCCUUGGCAGCGGGACCCGGGAUGCCGCCACCCAGAGCAGCCACUACCAUGGGAACCGUGGUCCUGGCCCUCGCCCUCCUGGGCACUGCAGCCGCCACGGCCGACAACUGUCCAGAAGUGAAGGUGCUGGGGCUGGAGGCCGACAAGCUCACCAUCCUCCGGGGCUGCCCAGGGCUGCCCGGGGCCCAGGGGCCCAAGGGAGAGGUAGGCGCCGACGGCAGGAAAGGACAACCAGGCCCAUCAGGAGUCUCUGGGAAGGCGGGACCCCCGGGACCCAAAGGAGACCGAGGGGAGAAGGGGGCUCGUGGAGAGAAAGGAACGUCGUGGGAAGCUGAGCGAUGUGACACAGGUGGGCGACCAGCCCGGGUCCGGAGCCCAGUUUGGCCCGAGGUGGUGGGUGUGCCCGGCCCUCCCUGCAGGGAGCAUUGGCCUGGGGUCCCCAUGCAGCCCAUCAGCCUGCAGGCCCAGAGACCCGCCCCUGCCUCACCGCUGGCCAAUCACAUGGGACAGCACUCACCGGGGUCCUGGGUGUGGGCUGGGCUGUGCUGGGCGGCAGCGCCGUCUCCCCUCCCCCAGGUGAUCCAGCGCAGGGUGGACGGCUCCGUGGACUUCUACCGGGACUGGGCCGACUACCAGCAGGGCUUCGGCAGCCAGCUGGGCGAGUUCUGGCUGGGCAACGACCACAUCCACGACCUGACCGCCCAGGGCACAUAUGAGCUCCGUGUGGACCUGGUGGACUUCCAGGGCACCCGUCAAUUUGCCAAGUACCAGUCGUUCAGGGUGGGGAGCGAGGCCGAGAAGUACAAGCUGGUCCUGGGCGCCUUUGCCGGGGGCACCGCCGGUGACUCCCUGACCUAUCACAACAGCUCCCUGUUCACCACCAAAGACCAGGACAACGACAAGUACUCCACCAACUGUGCCGAGAGGUACCAGGGCGCCUGGUGGUAUUUCACCAAAGACCAGGACAACGACAAGUACUCCACCAACUGCGCCGAGACUUACCAGGGCGCCUGGUGGUAUUUGGACUGCCACCUGUCCAACCUGAACGGGCUCUACCUCGGGGGCUCCCAUGAAAGCUUUGCGAACGGCAUCAACUGGAAGUCGGGGAAGGGGUACAACUACAGCUACAAGGUGGCCGAGAUGAAGGUGCGGCCCUAG